Messenger RNA from Orbicella faveolata, 1949 nucleotides. Its product is annotated as armadillo repeat-containing protein 1-like. The record is from RefSeq and is a predicted model, not a curated record. Lineage: Eukaryota; Metazoa; Cnidaria; Anthozoa; Scleractinia; Merulinidae.
UUCUUUGCGAGUACAGCGAGAGAAACGAUUUCUGACUUUGAGCCGAGAGCAAGAGAUUUUUUGGUAGAAAAUUGCGUUAAGAGAACAUUAUGACUGCUCUAGGGGUAGUUGAACACCUUAAGAACUUAGCUGCUGAUCCACAGAACAGAGCAACCAUUGUUAAAGAUCAAGGUUGCCUCGCAGGACUGGUUUUAUUUCUCGACAACGAAGAUGUAAAAGUAGUUGUUACAGCCUUGGAGGCCUUGAAAUUCUUGUCGGAAUUUCAACCAAACCGAUCCAAAAUGAGAGAAGAAAUAGGAAUGGUUAUCAGCUUAAAAACUAUCAUGCACAAAGAAGGUUAUAACGCGAAAGCAAGGCAAAUGGCAAAGGAAAUCUAUCAAAAUAUCAUACCUCCCGUCAACACAGCUUCAAGCAAAAGAUCCAGUGGCACAUCGCAAUCCUUCUUUCUAGGGAAUUUGAACAAGAGGGCAAAAGUAGUAACUCUGCAAAUCAAAGGCUUGGCAAACCAGAUUACUAGAAAGCUAUGUGAGGAAGAGCUAUUAAAAGUUAAAGGAGUGAUCAGCUUUACAUUUGUCAUGACUAAGUCCAGGUGUAUAAUAAGAUGCAAAGUAGAGUUGUCCCCAGAAAUGCUAUGUGAUGCCAUCAAUAAUACAAAAUUGUUGUCAGCUCAGCAAGUUGUCAGGAAUGAAAGAGGAGAAGAGGUAAUGUUGUCCUUUGGUGCAGCUCCUGUCAGUAGUUGUGGAAAAGGGAACAGCAGUGCAUUACCAGAUUAUCUUCCAGAGGAAGAUGACAAUGUAGUUAUUUCUGACAAGGCAAUUGCAAGGGUUGGAGGAAAUGACAAAGAAAAUGGAUGGUUUUCCAGUGUGUCAAGUUUCUUUAGCAAGACACUGUAUUGGUGAAAAUACAAAAGAAACUGAUUUAUAAAUGUUUGUACAUACCUAGCUAGAUGGACAAAGAGUGUUAACCUGAUUAUUUCUGGUAAAGAUAAUUUGUUUUUGUCCAGAUCCCUAGUUUUGAUCAGUCCUCCACUGUUAAGAUUUACACAACUAACUUCAACACUCCAAACCAAGGUUAAAACUUGUUUGGUUGAACUGUUAGUAACAAGGCUAUAAAACAAAAUGUUUUCUCUAUGGCCAAGUCAAAUUGUAUGACACCACCCACAGCUUUAAAUUUAUACACAGCUGGGUGUUUUAAUCAGCUCCCAGCAAACAGCAUGGACUGGAAAUGAAAUCAUCGCAGUACUCUAAAUUACUUUAAAGUUAUUGAUUGUCAUUAUUGUCUUUUCAUUCCAUGCUUGAAGAUUUGGCCAAAAAUUUGGCAUUUAAGAAACAGUGUUAGUAACAACGAAAAGCUUACAGUUAAUUUUACAGUGUAUCAUAAAAGGCAGGUUCAAUUCUUAAUUUCUAUUGUGGAAAGGACACAGUGCGAACUAGGCUUAAACAUUUAAUUUGUAAAUAGUUGCAAAUGUUAACAUCUGUGUACCACUAACAAUAAAUUGGAGGUUUUAAAAUCAGCUGUUUUACAUCAUUUUUCACAUUUGUAUCUGGCUCACUGCAUAGACAGGUUAACAUUAUCCGUAGAAGUGUGAUGAAUAUCACUUGACAUGUGGGCAACCUCAUUGUACCCUCUUAGAGAAUCCUGAUUCUCUCACAAGCGACAACUAGAUGCAAGCAUCCCAAAGUACUAUAAGUCCAGGGGGAACUCCCAUUUAAAAGGGACAGGGGCCCCCUAGAAGGUACCAGGAUCCUGUUUAGUGGGCAUGGCUUGAAAUAUUUUUUGCCCCUGUGAGGUACCAAUUCUAAAAUAUCACUAAUUUCCUAGGCUUAACACCCUAAGAGGUACCAAAACUGUGUUUUAACCCUAAAACGACAACAAGCACUGCCACCCUUUUUAUAAAUAAAUAAAUAAAUAUACAUUUAUAUAGCGCCAUUUUCCACUAAUUGUCCAUG